Aspergillus luchuensis is the source of this 378-nucleotide messenger RNA. RefSeq lists its product as uncharacterized. NCBI's taxonomy places the organism in Eukaryota, Fungi, Ascomycota, Eurotiomycetes, Eurotiales, Aspergillaceae. Bases 1 to 378 code for a protein of 125 amino acids. The transcript has a single exon. The record is from RefSeq and is a predicted model, not a curated record.
AUGGCGAACCAGACUUCAAUGGCGCCCGAACAGGCAAGCGACGAGGCACGCCAUGGGAAAGGGCGAUUAGGAUUGCAUGAGCUGUAUCUGUUCCUUCGCCAUCUUGCAACGUUUGGGUGGUUUUGGCGUCGCAAAUCCCAAGUGCAGCGCUUGUGCGACCAACGGCCACCAACCACCAACCAGCGCAGCUCAGCGGCAAACGGGCGCAGCGACGCUGCAUUGCGCUGGACAAGUCAGAGCUUGGAUACUGGCUCAGAGGCUCUCUACCCCUGCCAGUUAGGCAACAUUGUUCUCUUAUCAGGCUUCGACAUUAGCCGUUCUCCACCAUCUGCGGUACGCACGCAAGGCGCAUUUCGCUCCUACUUUAUGCAUAGAUAG